CAUAACAUUCACUAAAACUCCUUUCAUUCAUUUUUUUGGGCUCAAGUCGAAGCAGAUAGUUAACUUGCAAAAUAUACAUAGAAAAGAAGAGAGAUGACUAAAGGCACACUAGAAGUUCUGCUCGUCGAUGCUUCUAAACUCAAAGACACCGAUUUUUUUGAUAAAAUGGACCCUUAUGUGAUAAUUCAGUUCGGUAAUCAGAAGCGAAAGAGUACCGUUGCUCGUGGACAAGGAAAAGCACCACUAUGGAACGAAAAAUUUACAUUUGAUGUGGAGUAUCCAGAAAACAUUAGAGAUGAGCAUCAUCAAUAUAAACUCAAUCUCACCAUCAUGGACAGAGAUAGGUUCAGCAGGGAUGACUUUGUAGGCGAAUCGACGAUUUAUGUGACGGAUGUCUUAUCAUUUGGCGUAGAGAAUGGAACAUCUGAAAUUAGAGCUAGCAAGUAUCGUGUGGUUCUACACAACAAAACCUAUUCUGGAGAAAUUCGAGUCGGCAUUUCAUUCACCCGAAAGGAUACCAAAGGAGGAUGGAAGCAAUAAUAACUUAAAUGAUUUGAUCGAACUUAAGAAUAGUUGGUGUUGGUGAAGAGGCUAUUUAGUUUAUUUGACUUUGUAAUUUUGUGAAUUUUAAAUUACUAAUUGAUUGUUUCAAAUUGUUUGCCAAACUUGUUAACUUGAUUUGACAAUGAAUAUAAAA
Molecule: messenger RNA, 697 nt
Organism: Papaver somniferum (opium poppy)
Lineage: Eukaryota; Viridiplantae; Streptophyta; Magnoliopsida; Ranunculales; Papaveraceae
Product: elicitor-responsive protein 1-like
Exons: 5
Coding region: 94-540 (148 amino acids)
Source: RefSeq, a predicted model, not a curated record